Messenger RNA from Tachysurus vachellii, 5239 nucleotides. RefSeq lists its product as uncharacterized. The record is from RefSeq and is a predicted model, not a curated record. The coding region runs from base 3559 to 4590 and encodes 343 amino acids. The transcript has 2 exons. NCBI's taxonomy places the organism in Eukaryota, Metazoa, Chordata, Actinopteri, Siluriformes, Bagridae.
ACUGGGUGUGCAUUCUAUUGUAGACAGCCUUAGGGCAUUGUCAUACUUUAGGUGCAUCAGGGAACAAACACAAGUUUCACUUGUAGAGUGUUUCUUGGUUUGUUAUAAUCUUUGCAUCUUAAUACCUUUUACUUAUUCUAGUACUGUUUGAUUAUUUGAAGGAAGAUUUUAUUUGUAACUUAUAUAAUACAUAUAUUACACACACCUAUCUGUAUUACACUACUUUUAAUAAAAACAAGGCCUCCCCUUGUGAGGAUCCUGAAAAGACAAAAAGGUAUAAGUCUGCCUCCUUCAUUUAAAGAUUCAAACAACAGAUUAAGUAGAAGACCUUGGAGAGAAGCCUUUGUUAGAAGACCGAAGGGACUUUGAAGGACCCCUGCGUUCAAGACCGUUGCCUACAUUGACGCUGAUGCAUUAAAGAGGACGGGUCCCCUAUUCCAAGAUGGCAGCUCUAUUGACGCAUUCGUUCCAAUGAACUGCCGUAACCAAGGCGACAUCUAGUGUAGAUAUCUAUGUACUGUACACUCACAACUACAGUGCUUUACAAGUACAGGACAGGAAAAGUUAGAUAAACUUGUUACAACAGCUAAACCAACAACUUGUUCACUAGACCCCAUUCAAACUAAAUUACUGAAAGAAGUGUUACAUAAAGCUGGUGAGCCUCUUCUUAAUAUUAUUAACUCGUCGCUAUCUUUUGGUUACGUCCCUAAAUCUUUCAAGUUGGCAGUUAUUAGGCCCCUCAUUAAGAAACAGAAUUUAGAUCCUAAUGAACUAUCAAAUUACAGACCUAUUUCACAUCUUCCUUUUAUGUCUAAAAUAUUAGAAAAGGUUGUGUCUGUUCAACUACGCUCCUUCUUACAGGAGAACAAUAUCUUUGAAGAGUUUCAGUCAGGUUUCAGGCCCCACCAUAGCACAGAAACUGCACUUGUGAAAGUUACAAAUGACUUGUUCCUAGCUUCGAACCAAGACUGUAUGUCCCUAUUAGUUCUACUUGACCUUAUUGCUGCAUUCGACACUAUAGAUCACAACAUUCUUCUAGAUUGCUUACAAAAUUACACAGGUAUUCAUGGACAGGCUUUAAGUUGGUUUAGAUCCUACCUGUCUGAUCGAUACCAUUUUGUAGAAUUAGAUGGUGAACCCUCCAGUUUAUUGCCAGUUAACUAUGGGGUCCCACAAGGAUCAGUCCUAGGACCUCUGCUUUUCUCGAUAUACAUGCUUCUAUUAGGGAACAUCCUUAGAAUCACUAAUGGAAACACUUCAACUAGCACUUCUUUCAUUAUCUUUUGCAUUUAAAAAAAACAAAACAAAACAACAAAAAAAAAACACACCUUUGACACUUUCAUUGUAACUUUGAACAAAUGUUUUAAACUCAUGUUAUCUUAAGUAUGUAACUUAGUGAGCCAGCAUUAAUGUAUUCAAUGUUAGAGAUUUAAGCACUUAUGUACGUCGCUCUGGAUAAGGGCGUCUGCCAAAUGCUGUAAAUGUAAAUGUAGAAGACAUGGGAUUAGUUUCCACUGUUAUGCUAACGAUACACAGUUAUAUAUCUCAUCAAAACCAGAUGAAAUAGCUAAAUUGUCAAAAUUAACUUAGUGCGUUAGAGAGAUAAAUGAUUGGAUGAGCUGUAACUUUCUGUUGUUAAACUCCGCUAAGACAGGCAGAAAUACUACUUAUCGGUUCAAAAACCAGUACACAGAAACUCUCACAAUUCAACGUCACUAGUAGCUCGACAGAUAAGACCCAGGUGUUAUACAUUAUUAGACAGCAACUUGUCUUUUGAAAAUCAUAUCACCCAUACUACAAACACAGCCUUCUUCAACCUUAGAAAUAUUGCCAAGCUGAGAAACAUCCUGUCUGUAUCUGAUGCUGAGAAGCUAGUUCAUGCAUUCAUGACCUCUAGACUGGACUAUUGUAAUGCAUUACUAGGUGGUUGUCCUGCAUCUUUAAUAAAUAGGCUACAGUUAGUCCAAAAUGCAGCUGCCAGAGUUCUCACUAGGACAAGAAAGUAUGACCAUAUAACCCCAAUUUUAUCAUCUCUACACUGGCUACCUGUUAAGUUUAGAAUUGAUUACAAACUGCUGCUACUUACGUACAAGGCUCUUAAAGGUUUAGCUCCCAUGUAUCUAACUAGUCUUCUAACACCUUACAAUCCUUCAUGCUCUCUGAGUUCACAAAACUCAGGACUUCUGGUAGUUCCCAGAAUAUCUAAGUCUACUAAUGGUGGUAGAGCAUUUUCUUAUUUAGCUCCCAAACAUUGGAAUAGACUUCCUGAUAGUGUUCGGGGCUCAGACACACUUUCCCAGUUUAAAUGUAGAUUAAAAACUCAUCUCUUUAGUCAGGCAUACACAUAAUACAUCCCAUAAUAUUGUACUCUAUUACAUCAGACAUACAAAUAUUAUGAAUAGCAGAUAUGUUAAUCCCUCUCCACUGCUUCUCUCUUUCUACCCAUCCCGAGGCAUCCUGACAUUGUACCAGCUCCGAUCGUCUUCCGUGCGAUGAAGAUUUUGGACCUCCACUGAGAUGAGCUCGACUCUGAGAAUCCUGAGACAUCUAGAGAUCUACCAGCUCCAGUUGGACGAUGCAAUACUAAAGAAGAGAUGUGAACUCCAUGUGCAUCAAUACAACAUUUGUCAAACUGUAUAUUUAUAAUCACACCCUCCAGUCUCACCCACAUGAGGAUGAGGUUCACCUUUGAUUCUGGUUCCUCUCAAGGUUUCUUCCUUUGCCAUCUAAGGGAGUUUUUCCUCCCCACAGUCACCUGAGUCACCUCAGACUUGUUCGUUGGGGAUAAAUACAAACACAUUUAAAUAUAUCUAAUAUUAAUCUUGAAUUUUGUAUCAUAUUAAUAUUUAUAUUAUUCUUUAUAAUAACCUUUUGUUCUAUGUUUAUGUUCUGUAAAGCUGCUUUGAGACAUUGUAAAAAGCGCUAUACAAAUAAACUUGAAUUGAAUUUAAAUGGGGGGGCACGGUGGCUUAGUGGUUAGCACGUUCGCCUCACACCUCCAGGGUUGGGGGUUCGAUUCCCCUUGUGUGUGUGGAGUUUGCAUGUUCUCCCCGUGCCUCGGGGGUUUCCUCCGGGUACUCCGGUUUCCUCCCCCGGUCCAAAGACAUGCAUGGUAGGUUGAUUGGCAUCUCUGGAAAAUUGUCCGUAGUGUGUGAUUGUGUGAGUGAAUGAGAGUGUGUGUGUGUGUGUGUGUCCUGUGAUGGGUUGGCACUCCGUCCAGGGUGUAUCCUGCCUUGAUGCCCGAUGACGCCUGAGAUAGGCACAGGCUCCCCGUGAAUUUAAAUGUGUGUGUGCGUGUGUGUGUGUGCUUGUGUGUGUGUGUGCGCGCGCGCGUACACUGUAUAUGAGAGAGAGAUUGUGACUAGACAUGAAUGCGACUGAAAACGGAGCCACCCAAUUCCCUUGAGACUAUCAGAGUAACAGCACAAAAGGGGAUAAAUCGCCACAUGAAAGGGAAAGGAAAGUGAAAGUAAAGGAGCAGAGAGCACACCCUCAGUUCCCGGACUGCAGUAAAUACAUUUGUGGAUUAUUAUAGUCUUUACCGUGUUGCCGUUAGCUAUGGCUAUGGCUAUUGCUGGGAGUAUAUCAGACAGGCCGGCUUUUUUACGUCAUAUGUUAGGCCUUGCUAAAUCUUCUGAUCUGAUACCUGAUGUUAGUAUCGAUGGCUCUCUGGUGAAGUACUCUGGAUUAGAUUCAACAUCUGAAUUAGAGAACUCCAUUACCGAGAUGCUAAAAGACGCACACAGCUGGCUUAAGGAAAAUCGGGAUUCUGUUUUAUCCGCUUUAUCCGCUUUAAGUAAUGUACCAAAUUCGGUGGGUUUAUGCGCAAUGGUCUUGUCUAUAGCGGUGGAGCUCAUAAUCAGUACCGAAGUAGAGAAAAAGGAGAAUAAAGACAGCACAUCGGACAUGAUGCGCCGUGUGUUCUCUGAGGAAAAGGCUUCAGGUGUGAGAGACACGAUGGAGGAGUAUAUGAAACGCUUACGUAUGUAUUUACACGAACCAACACUUGUUCUAGAGGAGACACAACGCCUGGAGAAACAGCUGAGCGAACAGCUAACCCGUCUGAAGAACUCCAUGCUGCAUGACAACCAAAUGAGCUCCCGCUCCCUAAAGCACUGGACUAACGGUGCAGCUUUCCAUCUGCAGAUGCUCAUCCAUGAAGCCCGACUGAAGAUGCAAAGCACCACGGAACAAGAGGCACAACUUCAAGGACACCAGGCUCACAUCAUCACUGCGCUUGAAUGCUAUCAGAGCCAAUUAGAGGAGCUGUUAAUGGAGUACAAGACCUACAAAAAAUCAACCAUCUCAGUUACCUACCUAAUGCCGUGGUACAUGGCCUUAGUGCUAUCGGAUCCGAUUCUAUUGCAUCUCUUUGUACUUAAGGACGAAGAGUUUGACAGACGAAGUCCUGCUCUGUAUUUCCCAAAUGUUUCGAGGACUGGUUUAUCAGAAAAUUAUGUCGACUACAUGUUUGACAACUGGGCUCAGUUAAAAGAGCUGAAACAAUAUUUCAGCGAUCUUAAGGGGAAAAUAAAGGACUUGAUCCUCCAGAAUGACGAAUUUAAAAUACAAAAGGUUUUACCUGUCUGAGACAAGCAGGAUGGUGAAAAUGUCCUAUAGGUCUGUUCAUGUAAGGUUGCUGAGCUCUUUGUAAUCAUUGAUGUUAUCCAGUAGGAGUUUGAAUUGCUUGUUUUUUGCAAAAUGAAUUAAAUUAACAGUGAAAUCAAUGAUUCAUGAAUGUAACUAUAUAUCUUCCAGUUAAUACAAUAUUUACUUUGAGCAUUUUUGAGCAUGAUUGGUAGUGAUUUUUCAUUUUACUGGUGAAGAUUCUCAAAGAAAAAAAACUGUGAUUCAAAUAAAUUAAUGAAUAAAUGUGAUUAUAGAUAUACAAACACACAAGUGUUCAUUAUAGUAUUACUGCACGCAAUAUUGUUGAACACACAGUAUUUACACUGGGCGGCGCUGUUUCUGUUUAUUGUUUUUUGAUUGUCUUUUUUGUCUUUUGUGUAUUGUCUUGUAACGUUUUGUCCUGCACUGUCUUGUCUGUCUUGUCUGUCUUGUCCUGCACUGUUUGCACCAGGUUGCACAAAUGCACUUUAUGUAUCUAGGACUAACUUACUAAGUCCUUAACUCUGUGUUUGUUAUAAGUAGCACCAUGAUCCUGGAGAAAUGUGUCAUGUCACUGUGUACUACAACAGCUAUAUAUGGUUGAAAUGACAAUAAAAUCUUCUUGACUUGA